AUGUGCCCGUCUACUCCACAUGUUCAGAUGGACGUUACGCAACUCAUCUUUCUGCGUGCAUUGCAUGAAGCAAAACAUUGUAUCACGGACAUGUACAGUGCAUGGUCGCCGAGAAGAGGGUAUGACAAGGAGCUGAUGGACAUAUUCGCUCAACUUGCACUUGGACGAGACUUGGGUUCUGCAAAUCUCGCAGCCGCUUUAGCUACGGAUACCAACAUUCAAGUACCGCUUCCUACCAUCUUCCCUUACUGUGCUGGUGUAGAUACCGAGGCUGAUCCAUUCGCGAAUGUUUUCCGCUUCGCCCAUCACCCUCUUUGGCUUUGCGCACGAGCAAUCCAUCCCCGCAAUGCCCUCCACUGCAAGCCUGGAUGCAACUCGUGGAGGAGUUGGAGCGAUGGCACCAAGAUCGGCCCCUGGGAUUUCAACCCAUCAUGGAGCUUGAAAUUGAGGAUCAGACAGCGGAGUCGCGGCAGAGCUUUCCUCUGGUGCUUUUAUGCGAAUGGAGGAGGGUUGUUCGCAAACCAACUUUAUCACACGGCCAUGCUGCUUCUGCUUCAAAAUAGGCCACGCACAGCGCGGAUCAAUCGGUUCAGCUCGGCGAUCAUGUCACCAUUGUGGCACGCGCAGCGCAUCUGCAGCAUUGCCCUUAAUAAUGAGCGACGUGAAUCCUGGGAUGCAUGCCUCUUGGCUUCCUUUCUGUCGGUGUCCCGUCGCAUGACGCACGAGUCACAGCAGGAAGAGAUUCUUUGUGGCUUCAGACGUAUCCAGAAGGUCACUGGGUGGGAAUCUGGGAGGUUAUUGGAAGACCUUCGGGCAGAAUGGCGACUUCUCGAGAUGUAG
Messenger RNA from Penicillium maclennaniae, 840 nucleotides. RefSeq lists its product as uncharacterized. Lineage: Eukaryota; Fungi; Ascomycota; Eurotiomycetes; Eurotiales; Aspergillaceae. The record is from RefSeq and is a predicted model, not a curated record. Bases 1 to 840 code for a protein of 279 amino acids. The transcript has 3 exons.